GAUCGCCCUCAUGUUGUCCACGGCUCAGCAGAUGCUGCAGGAUAGCCGCUCCAAGAUGAAGCUUCUCCGGCUGCACAUUAUCAAAGUGGCGCAGGCCGGAAGCGACCAAGACAAUCAAGAAGCAAACGCCACAAUGCACCUAGAGACAUCUAACGCCGAUGCCCGACUAGCCAAACUGCGUCACUACACGCAGCGCGAGCACGAUGCCCUACGACUGGCCGAGGAUGUGCUGGCGCAAAUGGACGCUGUCUCCUCGCUGGAUCGCGAGGCUCGCAUGGAAGCUGAGACACGGCGCAACCAUUCGUCCCAGCGGUUGCGGCUCCUACGGGCAUCCGUGGAGGCAUGUGUAAGGGACGGCAGGAGGGCCACGCCCGAGAGGACCGACGCCCACUCAGAUCCGGGGCCGUGCCCGACGGCCAUCUCCAGUCAGCUGUCCGGUAGACCUGCCUCCCUGACGGGGAAAUUGGAGGUCAGAUUGCUUGGAUGUGAAGAUUUGUUUUCACCCGCUGACGACCUCACUUCUGAGAUGAGCGCCACCUUGAGGCUGGAUGGAAGAGUGGUGGGCAGAACCCGGUGGGCAGCGGCAGGCAGGGUGACCUGGGAUCAGACCUUCUGCCUCACGCUGGAGCGACAGUGUCGUGAGUUGGAGGUUGACGUGUUUUGGGGGGACGGCAGCAACAUGUGUGCACUCGGGUUCCUGCGCCUGGACCAGCUCCUGGACCAGCAGAAUCAAAACCAGGAAAACCCAGACACACAUGUGUGGCGUCUGGAGCCCAGAGGCCUCCUCCAUGCUCAGUUUGACUUUGUGGACACGGUGGUUGAGCGACAGCACAAACUACGACGCCAGCAGUGCAUCUUCACCAAAGACAGAGGUAAGAACUUCCUUCGUGCGGCUCAGCUGAAUAUGAACUUUUCCACGUGGGCUCACCUGAUGCUGAGCGUGCUUCCUGGUUAUGUCUCCUUCACUGCUGACUCCGCCUCCAACCCCGCCCCCCAGUCAGGCAUGCCAUCACCGCCAAGGUCACCGUCGCCGCCAAGCAUGUGCAGUGAGGCACCGACAAGCAGAAGUCCUCCUGGCCCCCAGGAGGUGACGCAGAAUGACGGUGACGCCACACUUAUUAAUAAAACCCCAGGAACAAUUCAGCAGCAACAGAUGUCGUCCUUCAGGAUGAGAAAAGAAAUUCAAGACCACCAAACUUCUCCUGUCAAGUGCCACAUGUCAGAUCUGCGUUAUAUUUCCGUGCUUGGCAGAGGCCAUUUUGGCAAGGUCCUGCUGGCCGAACUGAAGCCCACGGGCCGCCUAUACGCCGUCAAGGCCUUGAAGAAGAGCGACGUGGUAACACGUGACGAGGUGGACAGCCUGAUGAGCGAGAAGAGGAUCCUGGAGCUGAUCAGGACACGGCGCCAUCCUUUCCUGGUGCAGCUGCACGCCUGCUUUCAGACCAGAGAGCACGUCUGCUUCCUCCUGGACUUCCUACCCGGAGGAGAUCUCAUGAUCCACAUCCACAACCGAGCCUUCACGCCGCAGCAGACCAGGUUCUACUCGGCCUGCGUGCUGCUGGCGUUGGAGUUCCUGCAUGUCCACCAGAUCAUAUAUCGAGAUCUCAAGCUGGACAACCUCCUGAUGGACGCUGACGGCUUCAUCAAAAUGACCGACUUUGGACUUUGUAAAGAAGGGAUUGGCCACGGAGAUCGCACGUCAACCUUCUGCGGAACGCCCGAGUUCCUGGCACCAGAGGUUCUGACGGACGAUGACUACACCCGGGCUGUGGACUGGUGGGGCAUGGGGGUGCUCAUCUACGAGAUGUUGGUGGGCGAGUCGCCGUUCCUGGGUGAGGAUGAAGAGGAAGUGUUUGACAGCAUCGUCAACAAUGACGUCACAUACCCACCAUCGCUUCCGCCUGAUGCCGUGUCAAUAAUCCAGAAACUGCUGAAGAAGAAUCCGAUGAAGCGGCUCGGUGGCGGGCAGAGAGAUGCUAACGAGUUGAAAGGGGAAACCUUCUUCGAGGACGUGGACUGGGAUGCCCUCCUGUCCAAGCAGGUGUCGCCGCCCUUCCUCCCGUCCUUAAAGACGUCGGCGGACGUUAGCAACUUUGACAGAGACUUCACAUGCCUUCAGCCGGUCCUGUCUCCGCCCGCUACGCCCGGCGGACUCACAGCCCAGCAGCAGCAAGCCUUCGCCGACUUCGACUUCUGCGCCCCGCACAGCUGACCCUCAUUCGCCGGCCACCGCUUCCCCCGUUCCCUGGUCUUCCAGAUCUGCUUUAACUGUGAUGAGCUGUGCCCACUGCCGUGACCGCACAGAUGGUCAUAAUACUUCUGCAUGGCGCCUGAUUUAGCAUUAUUAAGAUAUAAUAUUAAAGCCAUAGAAAUGCUAUUAGAGCCAUACUUGUAGUUUACGGCCGCAAACAAACAUCAUUUAUUCAUCACGAUACACACCAGAUGUUUAAAAUACAUCAGGACAUUAUUCAGGAUUGACAUAAAUAAUGACUGUCAGUAAGGAAAAAACAGGAAGGAACCUGACUGUUAUUAAAUGUUACUAAACACUAUUAAUGCAAUAUGUACUGUAUGUACGAGAGCAUGAAUGCGCCCAAACACGAACACUGCAGUUUUUUGUGUCUUGUCCUCAAUAAAUACAUCCUGCCGUGUUCGUGUACUUCCUGCCUAGUUUAUAGAUUGGCUGUUUAGUUGUGUUACAUUGUA
Messenger RNA from Syngnathoides biaculeatus (alligator pipefish), 2703 nucleotides. Its product is annotated as serine/threonine-protein kinase N2-like. Gene Ontology annotation, biological process: protein phosphorylation. The record is from RefSeq and is a predicted model, not a curated record. The transcript is spliced from 19 exons. Gene Ontology annotation, molecular function: ATP binding; protein serine/threonine kinase activity. Lineage: Eukaryota; Metazoa; Chordata; Actinopteri; Syngnathiformes; Syngnathidae. Bases 11 to 2212 code for a protein of 733 amino acids.